AUGGUCGUGUUUCGCGUCCAGCGCAGCGCGUGCCGCGCGUUUCUCGUUGAAGCGCCGUGUGCGACGCGCAACGACGCGCUGAUCCGCUCGUUGUGUAGCGUGUUCAACCUCCGACUGCGACUGGCCGCUCUGGUGGAAGUUCUGGAGGAUGUGGCACGCGGCGGCACAAGUGCACUGGACGGACAGACGCAGAUCGAGUCGGCGGAUGAUGAACGGACCAAAUGGAAAGCGGACGCGAGCGCGGGCGUGCAGCAUCAAGACGUGCUACUGCGUGUGGCGAUGGACGCUAAGGCGGUGCUGGAUUCGAGUCAGACGCUUGGCGCACGACGGGUUUGUAGUACCGAGAGCGAGUUGCUGGAGAAGCUGCAGCACAUUCGCAGCGCUGUGGCACAGGCGUUUCCAAUGGGUCUGCCGCCACCGCAUCACCUGAUGCAGCGUCUAUUGGAUGCAGAAAGCACUGAGAAAGCGCUGUCCGAGUCGGCGGCGGCGCUUGACGUGCUGUCGGGUGAGACGGCGGAGCUCUGGUGGGCGGGCAAGCGGUUUACCCGCGAUACGAACGUGUGUGACGUCGUUGGGAAGAACGACAAGUCGACGAUCAUUGUCACGUUACAGAAGAAAGGAGAAGGCGCGCCACGUCGCGAGUCUGCUGUGCACGAAGACGAACGCAAGGCCAUGACGGCCUUUUGCUGCCAAAAGCAGCAGACACAACAGCAGCAGCAGCAGCAGCAGUGCGGGGUGGAAGAUGAAGCAGAAGAUUACUACAAACUGUCGUCCUGGGCAGACCCCACGAUGCUCAAGAAAUCGCUACGCGGCACAGAGAACAUUCGGCCAUUUUGA
Messenger RNA from Hyaloperonospora brassicae, 837 nucleotides. The record is from the annotation of a GenBank genome assembly. Lineage: Eukaryota; Oomycota; Peronosporomycetes; Peronosporales; Peronosporaceae.